UAAAAAUCUAAAUAUAAAACAAUCAAAACAUGAAAUAAAAUUAAAGUAUAUGCACCUCGGCAAUUAAAUAUGAAAAAAAUAAAAAUGUCACUUCAACAUUUACCAUUAUAAUUGCAGUUUUCACCAAAAAUGACAUAUUUACUACUGUAAAACUGUGGUAACUGUAAAACAUGAAUAAAUCAAUCAAUAAAAGGCUAGAUGCUUUUACGUUCUUUGAAUGAUGGACAGAUAAGUUUGUGUGAGAUCAGAUUUGGGCAAAAUAUAGGCAAAGUACACUGACAAAAUAUUAAGAAGAGGGGUUUCAGAUAAAAUGUAGGGCAAAUAAAUUACUGUCCUUUAAAUAUCAGAAUAUAUUAAUAUUUAUUAAAUGCUGUCUGUCAUUUUGAAGAAAAAAAAAAUCAGUUUGAGUUUCCACAUAGGCUAACUGCUGUCAUAAAAAAGGCAAAUGAGGUUUUAUAAGGAUUCUAGCAGGACCAAGCUGGUCAAUUUAUUAUAGCCCACACUGAUCUAGAUGAUGGAUUAGCUGGACUACCAGCUGGUGGGACAGAGAUCAACAUUGAUUGUAGACCUUCAUCAAGCUGGUUAGGGUUAGACCACCUUGCAAAAAAACAAACCAGCAUGUUCCAAAACGAAGCUGAUAUGACAUGGGAUUUCCAGCAAAACUGGAAAGUAUUUUGACAAAAUUCUAACUUUUUCGCUUUAAAACAAAUUGUGUUAUAUUAUAAAUGAUAUUAUGUAUCAUAUCUUGCACGUACCACAUCUGCAUAGUUCAUACUAGCACAUUUAUGACGCCUGCAAACGACUUCACGGGACACAGCGCUGGAAGAACGUAGACACGCAUAGUGACGUCAUGACGUAAACAAGCGCCGCGUUUCCUAUCAGGAAGAGUAAUAGUGUGCAUUCACAAUAAACAUCAGGUUUGGUUGGGCCUGUAUCCAUGAGUGCGCUCUUGCUGGAGGCGUUCUAUGGCGGUUCCCACAAACAGCUGGUCGAUCUUCUCAAGCAAAGUGUUGAAGACUGUGUAAGCUUCACUCUACCUGCGAAGAAAUGGCACUGGAGGGCCAGAACUUCUGCUUUGUACUUCAUGCAAGCAGUUCCAGCAAGUUCCACGUACAGAGUUUUGUUCACAAGCUCCGUCCUCAAUCUUGCUGAGCUUGUAGCCCUGCGGCCUGAUCUCGCUCAUCUUAAGAAGGUCCUCUACUUCCAUGAGAACCAGCUGGUAUAUCCAGUCCGAAAGAGACAAGAAAGAGACUUCCAAUAUGGUUACAACCAGAUCCUCUCAUGCCUGGUCGCGGAUGUGGUGGCGUUCAACUCCUCGUUCAACAUGGAGUCCUUCCUCUCCUCUAUCUCCACCUUCAUGAAGACCAUGCCCGACCAUCGACCCAAAGAUCUGGACCGGCUCAUCCGACCCAAGUGCCGUGUCCUCCACUUCCCGAUUCGCUUUCCUGAUGUCACAAGAUUCCUCCCUGCUCACAAACGUCUCAGGCAUUCAGUGCGGUGUGAUGAUAUCCACGCUCAGGCUGCUCAAAGCCGCGGUCAAACCUCAGGUCCAAGUUGUCCAGACCUCACGAUAGACUCUGAGUUACCUGAGAAGAUUCUCUAUGUGGCGGGGCCACAUCAGUCCUUGAAGCCCACGAGUGUCACACCCCAUCAGGAGCUGUUGGAGAAUCAGCCAGUGUCAUGCACUGAUGAUGAUGAUGAUGAUGAUGUUGAGAGAGGGAAACUUCGGCCACUCCACAUAGUCUGGCCACAUCGUUGGGAACAUGACAAAGACCCACAGCUGUUCUUCCAGACCUUACUGAAACUCAAAGAACGACAGCUGAGCUUUGAAGUUUCUGUCCUAGGAGAGACCUUCACCGACGUUCCAGACAUCUUUUCAGAAGCCAAAGAACAGUUGGUUGACCACAUCCAGCACUGGGGUUUCAUGCCCAGUAAGGAAGAUUACCUCAAAACGCUGUGCCAAGCAGAUGUCGUCGUUUCCACAGCCAAGCACGAGUUUUUCGGAGUAGCAAUGUUAGAAGCGGUCCAUUGUGGUUGUUAUCCCCUGUGUCCGAAGGCUUUGGUCUAUCCUGAAAUAUUCCCGGCAACAUAUCUGUACUCAACACCUGAACAGCUGUGCAAAAGACUACAAGACUUCUGCAAGCGUCCACAAUUAGUCAGACAACAUGUUAUUCAGGUGAACCUCAGUGCUUUCUCCUGGGACACUCUGGGGGACGGUUUCAGAUCCCUCCUGAUGUCAACUGAGGAGCACAUGUCAUGACUCGUGACCCCCAAAAAUACAUUAUGAUUUAAAAUCCAGCCUCAUUGUCAAAGAGAGUUUAUGACCCAGAAAACCUCUCUGCUAUUAUUUAAGAAAAACAUGUAUAUGUGAUUUUAAUGUCCUCGUAUGCCGGAGGG
Pimephales promelas (fathead minnow) is the source of this 2397-nucleotide messenger RNA. RefSeq names its product queuosine-tRNA mannosyltransferase (gene qtman). Lineage: Eukaryota; Metazoa; Chordata; Actinopteri; Cypriniformes; Leuciscidae. Gene Ontology annotation, molecular function: glycosyltransferase activity. The record is from RefSeq and is a predicted model, not a curated record.